AUGGCGUCCAGGAUGUUGCUGCUCGGCGCAGCCGGCGGUCUUGGACUCUACUUCCGACCUCUCCAGGCGCAGCUCACGACGUACACCCAGCACGCCGGCAUGUCUGCCUGGCUCCUCGGCGCCGGAAUUGCCGUCAUUGCGCUCUCAAGCUUCGCGAGGGAGCUGGUCACGGCUUGGACGUUCGCGUGGAACUGCUUCUUUCAGCCGUUGGGCAAGAACGCGUCGCAGGAGGGCAGGCUGAACAGGUUCUACCAAGGCCAGGCUGCGCGGUUCCAUAUCAAGAUCUACGACAAGACCCGUUCCAAGCUCCUUCGCGGCAGGACCACGAUGUUGAAGCUUUCGGCGGCUCAUUUGCGCGAGCAGCGUCGCAAGAACCCGAACAAGCGCCUCAUCUGGCUCGACAUCGGUGGCGGUACGGGUUGGAACUACUUCCCCAUCAAGGAGUUCGACGCUGUCUAUGUCCUCGAUCUCUGCGGCCCUCUCCUCGAAGUCUCGCGAAAGCGCUUCGCGGCGCGAGGUUGGAAGAACGUGCAGUGCCUUCUCCAGGACGCGACGCACUUCGUCCUGCCUGAGUGGACCGAGGAAGGACUCGGCGAGGAAGGCGGACUUGACUUCGUCACGAUGAGCUACUCGCUCAGCAUGAUGCCCGACCACCUUACCCUUCUCGACCGAGUCGAGCGCUUCCUCCACCCGUCGGGCCUCUUCUCCGUCUGCGACUUCUACGUUUCCGCCCGUGAGACGACUUCGGUCGCCGGCGUUAUCGGCGAUGUCACCUCCCGCCAGUGCUCCUGGCUGACGCGGUGGUUCUGGCUCCACUGGUUCGAGCUGGACCACGUCGACCUGCACCCCUCGCGCCGCCAGUACCUCGAGCACCGCUUCGCGACGAUCAAGUCGUUCAACGCGCGUAACGGCUUCGUACUUCCCGGCUUGAUUCGCAUUCCCUACUACGUCUCGCUUCACACGUCCCGCCGCGUGGACACGUCUUCCGCCAACCAGGCCUAUGAGAUCGACGCCGGCAACACGAUCUCCGCGUCGCCCUCGCCUCUGCUCAUGCCGACUCUUUCGCGCCAGGCCAGCACCAACGAGAUCCCCGACCUCGCUCUCGGCGUCUCGGCCGCUCUCUCUCGCUCGCGCUCCCGCUCUUCGGCGAGCAAGCCGAAGCAGCGCGUCAACCGCGCUUACUCGCGCUCAAGCGACAACAGCGACAAGAGCGACAGCGUCCGCAUCGACAUUGCGCCCGAGUUGCAGCUCUCCGCCUUCCACUACGGCUACCGCCACUGGCGCGUGCCCUACAUCGAUGACCCCGUCCACCACGAGUUCCGCACGUUCACCUAUGCUUUCGCAUGGGAGGACCCGCGUGUCGACAUGGAGCACCUCAAGAUCAACAAGGACGACUCGGUUCUCUGCAUUACGUCGGGCGGCUGCAACGCCUUGCACUACGCAAUCGAGGCCCAGCCUCGCCGCAUCCACACGGUCGACUUCAAUCCGUGCCAGGGCCACGUCCUCGAGCUCAAGCUCGCCUGCAUCUACGCCCUCGAGUACGACGACUUUUGGCUUCUCUUCGGCGAGGGCCGACACCCCAACUUCCGCGAGCUCCUCGACUCGAAGCUCUCGCCUUUCCUCACCUCGCAUGCCUACCAGUACUGGCGCAAGAACGACCACAUGUUCGACUCUGCCUUCUACAUGCGCGGCUACUCCGGCCACGCCCUUCGCCUCGCGUACUGGGCACUUCGCAUCACGGGCAUGUACGGCUCAGUCCACAAGAUGUGCGCCGCGCCUACUCUCGAAGAGCAGCGCCGCAUCUGGACGAGCCGGAUCCGCCCCAUCAUCCUCUCCGCCUUCAUCCGCAAGGUCUUCCUCGCCAACCCGAUCUUCCAGUGGAACUCGCUCGGCGUCCCCAUCAACCAGGCGCGCGUCUUCCUCAAGGAGACGACGACUUCGCAGUUCGCCAUCGACGCGCUCGACCCGAUCGGCCUCAACUCGCACGUUGCGAAGGACAACUACUUCUACCAACUCUGCCUCGAGGCGAAGUACACCAAGGACUCGUGCCCGCUCUACCUCACCCGCGAAGGUUUCGAGAAGCUCAAGCAGAACGACGGUGCCGCGCUCGACUGCUUCCGCCUCCACACCGACUCCAUCAUGAACGUGAUGAACCGUCUUGGCAAGGACUCGUUGACAAUCGCCAUCAUCAUGGACUUGCAAGAUUGGUUCCCCAACACCGUCGACUCGCCUCCGGCGCGGGGUUCGAAGCCCUGCGAGCUGACGCAGACGAUCCGCACCCUCCGCAACGCGCUCAAGCCGAACGGCCGCGUCUUCUUCCGCUCGGCCGGCCAGGAACCGUGGUACCUCGAACUGUACCGCCGCGAGGGCUUCAAGGUCGAGUGCAUCCACAAGCGUCCGAUCGGCGGCAAGAUCCCGAUUGACCGCGUCAACAUGUACGCGAGCUUCUACUGCGCGACCAAGAAGUAG
Messenger RNA from Rhodotorula toruloides NP11, 2469 nucleotides. RefSeq names its product betaine lipid synthase. NCBI's taxonomy places the organism in Eukaryota, Fungi, Basidiomycota, Microbotryomycetes, Sporidiobolales, Sporidiobolaceae. Bases 1 to 2469 code for a protein of 822 amino acids. The record is from RefSeq and is a predicted model, not a curated record. The transcript is spliced from 13 exons.